UUCUCUCUCUCCCUUUUUGCAAGAUUUUCUCUGCCAACUAUCUCCCUUCUUCCCCCCCUUAUAAAUUCCCUUCCCUCUCCAAACUCUUUCUCCCUCACCUAAUUUACCAAUUUUGCCCCUCAACAAUGGCUUCCAUUUCCUCCUCUCAUGACUCUGGCUCUUGGACUCCCAACCAAAACAAAGCCUUUGAAAGGGCCUUGGCUGUCUUUGACAAGGAUACCCCCGAUCGCUGGCUCAAUGUCGCCAACGCCGUCGGCGGUGGCAAGACCGCCGACGAAGUCAAGAGACAUUUUGACCUUCUUGUUGAAGAUGUCAAACACAUUGAAUCCGGUCGUGUUCCUUUCCCUAACUACACCUCUACCUCCACCCCCGCUACCUCCGACAAUGGCAACCUCAAUGACCAAGAACAAAGGAUGAGAAACCUCAAACUUCACUAAAUUGGUUGAAAUUGAAAGCAAGUGAAGAAUAAAGGUGGAUUGGUGGUUGCUGUUUUUGCCCCUGAGAUAACAAAAUUUACUGUAGCCAAAUUGCAGGUUUCCAAGAAUCAGAACUUGCAACUCUAUGUUUCAUAAUCUGUUUUUCUUUUCUUCCUCUUGAAAGUGUAUUUCCCCAACUAAAAAGCUAAUCAAUGUAGGAGAAUCAAUUUGAUUUAUGUUC
This is a messenger RNA of Benincasa hispida (wax gourd), 657 nucleotides long. RefSeq names its product protein RADIALIS-like 2. NCBI's taxonomy places the organism in Eukaryota, Viridiplantae, Streptophyta, Magnoliopsida, Cucurbitales, Cucurbitaceae. The record is from RefSeq and is a predicted model, not a curated record. Gene Ontology annotation, molecular function: DNA-binding transcription factor activity.